AUGUCGCAGCUAGCAUCGCAAAACUACGCCUCGACUUCGUUUGCUUUCGAUGAUGCCCUCCCAAAGAAGAGUGCAUAUUUCGUUCCUAGGAACACGCGUGGUAAUCUUCCAGUGUACACGGACGUUCGGAACGGCGGAGGCCGUCAAUUGGUGCUCGUGCGGAACGUGGAAGGGAAUGUUAGUGAACUGGCGAGAGACCUAGCACAAUCUCUCUUCCCUGCGGAUUCACUAGAGGCGUCCCGAUUCAAAAUUCAGAUCAGCCAGUCAAAACAUUUGGUGAUUGCUGGUGGCCGUUGGAGAGACAAUGUGGUCGAGUGGUUGAAGGAGAAAGGCUUCUAG
Messenger RNA from Cyclocybe aegerita, 339 nucleotides. NCBI's taxonomy places the organism in Eukaryota, Fungi, Basidiomycota, Agaricomycetes, Agaricales, Hemipholiotaceae. The record is from the annotation of a GenBank genome assembly.